Messenger RNA from Aspergillus tubingensis, 1509 nucleotides. Its product is annotated as aldehyde dehydrogenase family protein. Gene Ontology annotation, molecular function: oxidoreductase activity, acting on the aldehyde or oxo group of donors, NAD or NADP as acceptor. The record is from RefSeq and is a predicted model, not a curated record. Bases 1 to 1509 code for a protein of 502 amino acids. Lineage: Eukaryota; Fungi; Ascomycota; Eurotiomycetes; Eurotiales; Aspergillaceae. The transcript is spliced from 3 exons.
AUGAGCGAUCUGUCCGUACAAUUGACAGCCCCGAAUGGGCGUACAUACGCUCAGCCGGUUGGUCUGUUCAUCAACAACGAGUUUGUCGCUUCCAAGUCCGGGGAGAAGUUCGCUACUAUCAACCCUUCCAAUGAAGCGGAAAUCACUUCUGUCUAUGCUGCGGGUGAAGAAGAUGUGGAUAUUGCUGUGAAGGCUGCCCGGAAAGCCCUCAACCACCCCUCAUGGAAGUUGUUGCCUCCGACUGAACGGGGCACCUUGAUGCUGAAGCUGGCCGACCUGGUCGAGCAGCACAAGGAGACGCUGGCCACUAUUGAGACGUGGGACAAUGGAAAGCCAUACUCCGUUUCGCUGAACGAUGACCUGGGAGAGGUUGUCGGCUGUCUCCGGUACUAUGCUGGAUACGCCGACAAGGUCCAUGGUCAGACGAUUAGCACCACUCCGGCUAAGUUUGCCUAUACUCUCCUUCAGCCAAUUGGUGUCGUAGGCCAGAUUAUCCCCUGGAACUUCCCUCUCGCUAUGGCUGCCUGGAAGUUGGGUCCUGCCUUGGCCUGUGGAAACACCGUGGUUCUGAAGCCGGCUGAGCAGACUCCGCUCAGUGUUCUCUAUCUGGCCAACCUCAUCAAGGAGGCCGGUUUCCCGCCAGGCGUUGUCAACAUCUUGAACGGCUUUGGACGCGUAGCCGGAAGUGCGCUCGUGACCCACCCCGGGGUGGACAAGGUUGCCUUCACUGGUUCGACGUUGACUGGCCGCGAAGUCAUGAAGUUGGCUGCAGGCACCCUGAAGAACAUUACGCUCGAGACAGGUGGCAAGUCGCCCCUGGUUGUCUUCAGCGAUGCCGAUCUCGACCAGGCCGCCAAGUGGGCGCAUGCGGGCAUCAUGUACAACCAAGGACAGGUUUGCACCGCCACCUCUCGUAUCCUGGUGCACGAGUCCGUCUAUGACAAGUUCGUGGCCCUCUUCAAGGAAGCCGUGGCCAACACCAGCAAGGUGGGCGACCCCUUUGCCGACGACACCUUCCAGGGUCCCCAGGUCACCAAGGCCCAGUACGACCGCGUGCUCUCUUAUAUCGAAGCUGGCAAGUCCGAAGGAGCCACCCUGGUGGCCGGUGGCGAGCCGUUCAAGAACGUCGGUGACGGCAAGGGUUUCUUUAUUGCGCCCACUAUCUUCACCGACGUCAAGGACAACAUGCGUAUCUACCGGGAGGAGGUUUUCGGACCGUUUGUUGUGAUCUCCAGCUUCUCGGAGGAGGACGAGGCUGUCAGACGGGCCAACGAUACGACCUAUGGACUGGGCGCUGCCCUGUUCACCAAGGACAUUGAGCGUGCGCACCGGGUUGCGUCGGAGAUUGAAGCGGGCAUGGUCUGGAUCAACAGCAGCAACGACAGCGAUAUCCGGGUGCCUUUCGGUGGUGUGAAGCAGAGUGGAAUUGGGCGCGAACUUGGCGAGGCCGGUCUGGAGGCCUACUCACAAGUCAAAGCGGUCCAUGUCAACCUGGGAACGAAGCUGUAG